AUGAUUAUCACCAAACAAAACAGGCGCACCAUCUACGAGAACCUCUUCAAGGAGGGUGUUCUGGUCGCCAAGAAAGAUUACAACGCGCCGAAGCAUGAAGAACUUGAUGUCCCUAACCUUCAGGUCAUAAAGGCCAUGCAGAGCCUGACCUCCAAGGGCUUCGUUAAGACCCAAUUUUCGUGGCAGUGGUAUUACUACGUUUUGACUCCUGAAGGUGUUGAUUAUCUCAGGGAGUGGCUACACCUCCCCAACGAGAUCGUCCCUUCGACUCACAAGCGGGCCGCUCGCCCUCCGCGCCCAGCAACUGUACGCCCUGGUGGUGGCGACGGUGCUUACCGCGCACCUCGCGGCGACCGCGAUGAUUACCGGAAGAAGGAGGGUGGUGCACCCGGCGAUUACAGGCCAUCAUUCGCGGGUGUUGGUCGGGGUGCACCUAGAGAUUAG
Molecule: messenger RNA, 444 nt
Organism: Suillus discolor
Lineage: Eukaryota; Fungi; Basidiomycota; Agaricomycetes; Boletales; Suillaceae
Product: Plectin/S10 domain-containing protein
Exons: 3
Coding region: 1-444 (147 amino acids)
Cellular component (GO): cytosolic small ribosomal subunit
Molecular function (GO): structural constituent of ribosome; RNA binding
Source: RefSeq, a predicted model, not a curated record